CAUUUAUUUUGCUUGCCGUUGAUUUAUAAUUGCAAAAGUGACAGCGAACCACAAGAAAUCGAUACAAUAACAGCUAAAAAAUACCGUUAAUUAAAACCCAUACACAUUUAAUAUUAAAGCAAACAACAUAAACCGACGCCAACAACAACGCCCAACGAACGCUAUACAAGGAAACUGGACACCAUUUCUUAAGCGACUUCAUAAUGUACCAUCGACCGAAAAUACUUUUACUCUGCCUGAUUCUGCUACAAAUCCGGCCUUACUGCAGUUUACCUACCAUCAAUCAACCUUUUCCAGACUCCCGCAAUUAUUUGAGUCCAAAUGAAAAACAUUCACUUUUCAAGCCACCCGAGUUGGAGGAGACCAUUGAAGAGGUGCAGCGAAUCUUGGCGCAGGAUCCAUCUUUGCCGCGCUUGACGAGAGGCGAAAUCGAGGAGCUUUACGAGAAGGUGACGCGUGAGGAGUAUCAGAAGAGCGUUGCAGCUGGGGACAUGGGACGCGCGGACAGCAUGCGUGCACUCAUGUUGGUAUUGCCAUAUAACACAGACAAUAACACCGAGGAAAAUAUACAGGAACUUUAUACGCGUCCGCCAGUUACGAAAGUAAUCGACGCUUAUACACCACAUCAACCUAUCAAAUUCCUCACACCCGACCCCAGCGCGCCGCUGAAAACCGAAACUGCGCCAGCCGGCGACUUCGCAGCUACAACUUACAAGCCUGCCUAUUCUUUGAAGACACAGAAAGUAUUUGCACCCAACCCGACCACAUAUCAUCCACCACCACCAGCGCCGGUCGUGUUUAAGAUGACAUCGUCGGUACAGCAAGAGCCAAGCGACGGUUUUCAACCAGUUACAAAUAGCAUAAACGAUGGCGAUUAUCGAACGAACGUGGAACGUAAUCCAACACCAAAGCCGGUGCAGCGUUAUAGCAGCCAUUAUAAUGCCAAAACUGCAGAGUUUCUCAAGCAACGCAAGCCAGCAAAGCACGAGACGUCCACGGUGCGUCCGGUUGCGGAUGUUUUGGAGAGCUUGGGCAUUGUUGGGCAAACACAGUCACGCAACCGCUUCCCCAUCGAUGAUUACUAUGCGGCGGAGAGUGCGCCACAACCGGUGAUAUCAACUUAUGUGCCGCAGACCGUAAGCCUUACGGAUCUCAAGGAAUUGCAAGCCUACAAUCUCUCGCCAAAAAUCAGACCUGAUGCUUAUUCGAGCUUCAAACCGUUAAAUAUUGGUGAGGAGAUACGUGUCAAACCCGAAGUCGAGGGUUAUCUUACACGUUUCGGUAUUGUUGGCGGUCGUAAAAAGAAGGACUUGAAGAAGGGAAAUAACCUGAAGAGUCAUAACGCUGAGUUAACCGCUGGUGAAAGCGAAAUAUCCACAGCCAAGGUGCCCAGACGUGGUACAGCUGCCGCGGCAAGCACUGAACUCGAAAAGCUUUUAGAAAACUUACAAGAACUGGAGCGCUUAAACGUCAAUCCCAAAGCGCUAGGCCCCACCACAACUAUACGUCCAACAACCAGUAGCACUACAACUACAACAACAACACCGGCGCCCACCACACCCAAUUUAAUAACGAACGGCGCACCCAUGCUGAUAGAACCGAAGAAGCCACGUAGACGCAUUGACCCAAAUAUCGACAUCAAUUUCGGUAAUACGGGCAACCAUCAGACAGAAGCGCCAAACACAGAUCAACUUAGCAAGUUGCUGGAAAAUCUACAGGAAUUGGAAAAGCUGCGCAUCAAACCAGAUAAUGCGCUGAAAACUAUCGCGCCAGCGUCUAAUGCCGCGCGCACAGGACCGCUGCAGUACGCGACGCCCACGCCACGCACAGCGAAUUUGUUGAACCGUUUCAAUGAGCUCGCGCCACAGACCACGCCCGCCCCGCGCAGUUCGGCGCAAGCAGAUGCCGCACAGUUGCAAGAUGUACUACGGCAAUUGCAAGAAUUUGAACUACUGAAUGCGCGCACCACCACAAAGAAACCAAAAGCGCAGCCGGCGCGUGCUGGUGGCGGUUUACUUGCCGGACUGGGUGGUCUGCGCGGCGCUUUGGCACCAACAGAUGUUUUCAAUCUACAGAAACUGCUGACGGAUGAUCGAGAGCUGGAGCGUUUGUAUGAGCAAGCGCGCGCUGGACAGACUGGCCGAAAGGUGACAACAACCACAACAGCGAAGCCUACAACCACAACUACACAGCGCGCUUUGAUAUUAGGUGAUUUAGAUGAUUCGGAGCUGCAGCGUCUGUUUGAGCAAGCGCGUGCACGCACAAGUACCAUAGCAGCGCCUACCACCACUACGACCACUACAAGCACAUCGCGUACGCCGGCGCCUAGUUAUCGCGAAUUUGAGCAAUUGCAGAAAUACUUUGCGGAGUUGGAGAGAACGCGCACCAGCACAACCACAACUACAACGACAACAACGAGCACUACAACACCUGCGCCCACAACGACAACAACACCCUCAACAACAACAACGACGACAACUUUGCCACCUACCACAACCACAACCACCACGACCGCGGCACCGUUACCAGCUGUUAGCUCGUUAGACUUAGCACAACGCAUUACCGACAGUCUUGGCGCGCAAAAGCCCAAAAAAGCGGAGUCUGACAACGCUCAGCUGCAGGAACUCAUCAAUCGCGUACAGCAGCUGGAACGUUUAAACGCCAAAAACGAGAAGAGCAUACGUGCCACAACAACAGAUACACCGAUACCGUUUGUUGGCUUCACCACGCGUAAAGUUAACGCGCCAAGCUCCGGCAGGUCUAACGAUCAACGCACGCCCUCGAAUGAUUUCGCGCAUUUGCAGGAGCUCUAUCAGCAUGUUGCAAGCGCAGAGCAAGACGCAUUUGGACGCAUUGAAAUCUCUACAGCAGCCACAGCGGCAAAGCCUUCCGCCAAGCGCACGCAGAAAUUCGCGCAGAAAAUCAUCGACAUCACAAACGACACCGGCUCAGGCAGCAGUCUCCAAGAGGUGGAGCCUAACGAGUUCGUGCAAUUGCAGAAGUUGUUGAGUAAAGUCAAGGAGUUGGAGCGCGUGAAGAUACACGGCGUACAUGGCAUUGUGCAACCAGCCACGCCCGCACCGACUGUCGGCAGCUACACGCGCGACUUCACUGACUUAACAAAUCUAGUUACGUCCGCGUCGGUGCACACGCCCACGGUACACAACUCGAUUGGCGCGCAUAUAGUCUACCCCGAGAAAACGCAUGAGUACAAACCAUUUGAAGACAUACUUAAGGAAGACUAUAGGGAACCGAUUGGAAUGAAAACUCAUGAGGGCAAGAAAGACAGCGCUGUGCUGGAACCGACAUCUAGCGAAGAAUUGCGUGAGUUGGCAAUGUCAGUGCCUGCGAACCCCAAAGGUUCCUCGUUUGAUAAGGAUUUCGAACAAUACCAAGAGUUCUUCAAAAAGCUGGAGGAUGAUGAACGCACUUCGUACAAGAAUAUGCAGCCGCCUGUGAUCUACAAGACCGUGACUAAGGAGCCGCCACGUUUCGUUGUCGCGCAUAAGCCGCAAGAGGCGCAAAAGCCCAAGAACGGUAAUGUGCAACAAAAGGCAGAUCUCGAAGAACUACAGAAGUUGUUGAGUAACGCGCAGGAGCUUGAGAAGUUAGGCGUCACUCUACCGACAGAGUUAUCAGAUCAAAUAGAGACCAAACUGACUAAACAUGCCAGCAAUGAAAGAGCGGAGAAGCAACUUGAGACGGUGACAACACAACCGGUGCAUAUAGUCACAGCCGAACGUCCUAAACCCAGCUUGGCGCUGCACGACUUGAUAAACCACGUAAGCAAAGCACCCAGUGUCGAGCAUAAGGACACAAACGCUGGCUACGCUGUUGUAACUCCCGAAUCUACAAGCGCUGAGAAUGACAUACAAGACUCCAGCGAAAAGGAAGCUUUCUUUUCGUUAACCACACCUAAAUCACUUGUACCGAAAGAACCGAAAUCUACCACACCUAGUACUUUAGAUCUGCCGGUUUUCAGUGCAACUAAGAUCAUUGAGGCCGCUAUUAAGCGUGCAGCUAACAAAAUAGGCGUCUCCACCGAACAAACGCUCGGUUUCCAGAAACGCAGCGACACGGAUAUUUACGCUGAUAUGGAUCCGGGUAGUAUGGACGAUUUAAUGGGGGAGUUUAGUGAGAUGAACUAUCAGCUGGCUUCACCGGAUGCCGCAGUCAGCGACGCCAUUCCAAGCAAACAGGAAACCGUUGCCAUGGAGCAAACUACCACAGCUGCUGACGACGCCGACAUAACACAAGAUUUGCAUGAACUGCAGCGCUUGAUUGGUAAUUUACAGGAGCUGCAGCGACUUAAUCUCACUGUUUCAUCCGAGUUGCUGCGCCAAGCCGAUGCGAAGUAUCUGGAAACGUUGAAGAAACAGCAAACGCCCGCCGAUGACACCACGAAGAAUAGACGUCAAAGUGUGACACCCGCAGUAAGUGGGGCAACGGUCGAAGCCGCCACGAGCACAACUCCCAGCGCAAGUACGAGCAGCUCAGAGCAGAGUGCAUCCGUUGACGAUGCAGACAUAGCGUCAGAGCCAGUAGACAUUGCGUCAGCCGCGAAUACUAAUAGUGCCACAGCUGAUAAGGUGACUAGUGAUAGCAGCAGCACAACGACUACGGAGGAGCCACGCAACGGUUCGCUCGCCGAUCUAGAAGAGUCGUUCGGUGGCUCUGAUACGAAUAAAGAGGAACCAAAGCCGCCGAAGCGUAAAAACGGUUUCUAUUUUCUAGCCGAUUGGAACUCUUUCCUGGAAGUGGGCGACGGCGAUGAUCAGGUGAUAGUACGUCUGAGUCCAAAAAUCGGCGACCCACGCUUGUUCAUACCAGUCAAAAUACCAUAAUUGUUGCUGCACCUGGAGCUGUAGAGACUAAGUGCAAAAGCAGAAACUAUAACUUUUGUAAAUAUUUAUUAUAAAUAAUUAUAUGCGUAGGAUAUUGUCAGGAGGUUAGCUUGAUGUGGAUGGUGUUGAGUGCUAGUAAGGGAAAUUCAAUUUAUAAGUACAAGGGGCUUAAAGAACCGAAGAGACAUCUGAAUCGUUCAUUGAGCUUUUUGAAAAGCUUUUAUAAAUCAGAACUAAAUUCGGAGCAUUGGUUUCGAUCGAGUGUUAAUAAGGAAGUAAAUUUUUAAGUACAAGGGUUUUUAGGAACCGAAGAUACAUCUGAGAAGUUCAUUAAACUUUUUGAGAAGCUUUUAUAAAUCAGAAGUAAAUUAGGAGCUUCAUCUGUCGAGGUCGAACGCAGUAGUGACAAUUCUCUAACCUUCUUGACAUAAACUAGAACCUCGACCACUAUCCGGCAUGUAACUUGUUGAGGAAGUAGCUUCGUUUUAUUGCUUUCGAUGUUCUGAGAAAGAAUUGAUUUUUAAGCGGUUGUCCACUAUUGGGAGAGUUUUAUUAAUAUUUUGUCAGAAAUUUUGGAGUCAAAAAUAUGCUUCCGAAAGUUAGAGCAAUAUUCGAAAAAGUAACAGAACCGGCGAUAUUAAAUUAUUUGAUUAAAGGAUUACCUCGUUGGACAGUUAGAAGUAAGGAAGCUUCCAAAAUUUAUACACUUAUUUAUGUCUUGUACCCACAGGAGAUCAGUAUGAAAAGAAAGAUUUUUCGAAGUUACGAAGAACAGUGACUGUAGCGAAGAGCUCCGAAGAACUGUAGGGGAUCUCUGAGCUCUGCAUGCUAACGACUUCAGUGCUCAGUUCUGAACUGUUUUGUUCUCUAAAUUGUAGUGUCUGCAAUAUAAAAUAUAUCUCGUGUGUAACAUGAUUUUUCAGCGUUCUGGGAUCGUGUUUUCAUGUUUCUCUGCGGAAGCUUUCCUCAAACUAGUUUCAAAUAACGUGAGCGAGAACUCUAACUUCUAUCUAACAAGUUCUCCAGUUUUAGGCCACACUACGACGACCACAUUUUGUAUAAUUUAUUAUUAAAUUUGGUAAAAAGAAGUAACAAGAUAAAAGCUGUAUGAUCUUAGAUUUAUACUGCAU
Bactrocera neohumeralis is the source of this 5974-nucleotide messenger RNA. RefSeq lists its product as uncharacterized. The record is from RefSeq and is a predicted model, not a curated record. Bases 204 to 4844 code for a protein of 1546 amino acids. The transcript is spliced from 4 exons. Gene Ontology annotation, cellular component: extracellular matrix. NCBI's taxonomy places the organism in Eukaryota, Metazoa, Arthropoda, Insecta, Diptera, Tephritidae.